GUGCCCAAUUUGAAUUAGAUCCCUUUCUGCUCCUGACUCACACAGGGAAGGCAAGCAGUAUAAAAACACAGGAUUUUAGACAUUUCCCAGCUAACAGAUUAAUGCAAUACACAAGGACAUUACAAAAAGCAAACAAGAAGAGACACUACUAGUUUGGUCAAUGAUGUCUUUGAUUUGGCUCCUGUUAUAUGCAUACAUCCAUGCCAUUUCUGGCAUGAUCUUAUUUGGGGACAUGGCUGAUCAGGACAGCCCCAUUAGUGUGAGUAUCCCUGUUGAACCACCACUGCGUCCCCUAUUGGGGGGAAGCAUGAUUAUACCUUGCUACUUCCAGGACAACACUGUCCAGGACCCUGGCGCCCCAACCACUGCCCCACUUCCCCACCGUAUUAAGUGGAGCUACAUCUACAAGGGCAGAAUAUCUCUUAUUCUUGUUGCCAGUGGGGGUGUGGUGCAGGUUGAGACAGACUACGUGGACCGGGUUCAUUUGGUAAACUACCCCAUGGUGCCAACUGACGCCACCAUUGAGAUCUCAGAACUCCACUCCAGUGACUCCGGCACCUACCGCUGUGAGGUUAUGCAGGGGAUUGAAGACAACUACGAUUCUGUAGAAAUGCAAGUCCAAGGCAUUGUGUUUCACUACCGAGCAAUAUCUACCCGAUAUACCUUGACAUUUGAGAUGGCAAAGGCAGCCUGCAUCCAGAACAGUGCUGUUAUUGCAACUCCCGCACAGUUGCAAGCUGCCUAUGAUGAUGGAUACCAUCAAUGUGAUGCUGGUUGGCUUUCAGACCAAACUGUGAGGUAUCCAAUUCAUGAGCCAAGGGAGCCUUGCUAUGGAGACAAAGAAAAUUUCCCAGGAGUACGAACAUAUGGAGUCAGAGACAUCAAUGAGACCUAUGACGUGUACUGUUUUGCAGAGAAAAUGUCAGGUAGUGUGUUCUACUCUAUGUCUGUGGAGAAGUUCACCUUUGCAGAGGCUGAAGACCAGUGUGCAAAUUUGGGAGCCCAACUGGCCACCACAGGGCAACUCUACCUUGCAUGGAAGGCUGGUAUGGAUGUGUGCAAUGCUGGCUGGCUGGCAGACAGGAGUGUGAGGUACCCCAUUAACAUAGCUCGACCCCAGUGUGGUGGGGGGCUUUUGGGAGUGCGAACAGUGUACCUGUUUCCAAAUCAGACUGGUUAUCCAUACCCAGACUCCCGCUAUGAUGCAAUAUGUUAUGCAGAAAAAGAAGAUAAGGUUUCAACAAAGACCUCACCAUUUCCUAAAAUAUCCACUACCACGGAUUCCAUGAUCAGUGUGGCUACAUUCACCUCGAGCCCUUCAGACUAUACUGAAGAGGUGAACACAGGAGAAGAGGUCCGUGGUCAGCUAGUGACAGAAGAGCCUCUUAACACCACAAGCAUAGAAAGUCCUCUACCUUUACUUCCCAACAUAACUGAGGUUGAGGAGGACAUUAUUAAUGUGGCCACGGCUCGGCCUUACUUGGGAUAUGAGAUUCCCAUGGACAAUGAAACUGCUGAAACUAAGGGAGUGGUAUUCCACUAUCGUGCUGACUCCGGACGCUAUGCUUACACCUUUGAAGAAGCACAAGUGGCAUGUCAGAAGCUGGGAGCAAUCAUAGCCACCCCUGAGCUUCUUCAGGUGGCUUAUGAAGCUGGCCUUCAUCAAUGCAGUGCAGGUUGGCUAAAGGACCAGACUGUCAGAUAUCCAACUGUGAAUCCUCAAAAGAAGUGCUCCGGAGAUCAGAAGGACCUCCCUGGCAUACACUCUUACAAUGUCAGGCCUGCACAUGAGCGGUAUGAUGUGUACUGUUAUAUGGAACAGAUAAAGGGAGAGAUCUUCCAUGUGAGCUCAUUAGCAGGCUUCACCUACUAUGAAGCUGUUGCCCAUUGCAUAAAACUGGGAUCUACUCUUGCUUCAACUGGAGAACUGUUCGCCUCAUGGAAUGAAGGUUUCCACAAGUGCAGUCCAGGCUGGCUGUCUGAUCGCAGUGUGCGCUAUCCUGUCCACAACCUAGGCUUUGGUUGUGGUGAAAACAAGACAGGAGUGCAUACUAUUUAUACUCAACCAAACCAAACAGGCUUCCCAAACCCAUACUCCAGAUAUGAUGCAUAUUGCAUCAGAGCAAAUCUGUCUAUGCUGCUUGAUGAAGAUAUGAUGAACACUACAAAGAUGGGGAUGGAUCUUAACAUGACAGAUAUAACAGAGCUACUGAGACCUGUUCGCCCAAUUGUCCCUCCCUUGCUUGUGGAACUGUCUGGAUCUGGAUCUGGAUCUGGAUCGAGCUCGGGCUCAACAUCAGCAUCAGGUGAUCCUGAUUCCAGUUCUGGGUACAUGUCAGGGAGUGGCAUACCCAGUGGGAGCAUAUCCGGUUCUGGCCAAAGUGGUGAUGGAUCAGGUCACCUUGUGAGGUACCAAGAAGGUGCAGAUACACUCAUGUGGCAAACUUCUGCCUCCGGCAGCACUAUGGAGGCAAGAGAAGGUAGUGGCAGUGGCAGUGGUGUUAUCAUUACUUCAGUAUCAUCAGGGGAUCAAGAAUCUGGAGAGGAAUCUGGACUCUUUUAUGAACAAAGUGGCAGAGGACCUGGCAGUGGAUCUAGUGGUUCAGGAACAAGUGGAUUCUUCAGUGGUGAGGAAUCAAGCCUUCCAUCAGGAUUUGGCAGUGGAUCUAGUGGUUCAGGAACAAGUGGAUUCUUCAGUGGUGAGGAAUCAAGCCUUCCAUCAGGAUUUGGCAGUGGAUCUAGUGGUUCAGGAACAAGUGGAUUCUUCAGUGGUGAGGAAUCAAGCCUUCCAUCAGGACAUGGUAGUGGAUCUAGUGGUUCAGGAACAAGUGGAUUCUUCAGUGGUGAGGAAUCAAGCCUUCCAUCAGGACAUGGUAGUGGAUCUAGUGGUUCAGGAACAAGUGGAUUCUUCAGUGGUGAGGAAUCAAGCCUUCCAUCAGGACAUGGUAGUGGAUCUAGUGGUUCAGGAACAAGUGGGUCCUUCAGUGGUGAGGAAUCGAGUGGGUCGGGCUUCUCUGGUGUAUCAUUUAUAAACACAGAAAUGAUAGAUAUGACUGCAAGUACUUCUGGAAAACAGGAAUUGUCUGGUGUUUCUCCAUUCGACUUGACUGAUGUUAGUGGUCUCAGCUCUGCUUUUGGAUCUGGUUCUGCCUCUGGAUCUGGCUCUGCCAUUGGCUUUGGAUCUGGCACCAUCAUUGACUUUGCAUCUGGUUCUGCCAUUGGCUUUCGAUCUGGCUCUGCUUCUGGAGCUUCAGGUUAUCCCAGCGAUCCCUCUGGUGAGGUAUCUGGCCACAUUCAGAGUCAGGAUGGAAAGAUUGUCAUUCUAACGGAUGAUGAGGUUGAGUUGAUGUUUAGGCCUACAAUUGGAACAGAACAGGGUCGUGGAUCAGUGGAGAUCAGUGGAGAGGGCAGUAGUCAAGAACAUUAUGCUGAGGACGUCUCCAUAUCUCUUUCUAAUAGUACUUCAUAUGAAGAUUAUUGGAGUGUCAAUGAAACUGUUGAUCUCCUACCAGAAGGACAAAAUCAACUUAAAGUCAUCACUGAGGCAUUUGAUGUGACUGAUCAGUCACCACUGAACACAACACCAUCCACGACUUCUAUACUCAUUACUCCACCUUCAGCUGUACUACAAACACCAAAAGCUAUGGAGGAGCCAUUUUUAACUGAUGCGGUACAGGGAUGUGCUGAGGGGUGGAUGGAGUUCAUGGGCAGCUGUUAUAUUCAUUUUGAUGUGCGUGAGACCUGGACCACUGCUGAGCAGCACUGUCAAGAGCUAAACUCUCACCUGGUUAGCAUAUCCUCCCAACAAGAACAAGUGUUUGUAAAAAAUCAAGCUCGUGACUAUCAAUGGAUUGGACUUAAUGACAAGGAUGAGCAAAAUCAGUUUCGCUGGACAGACGGAAGCCCUUUGAAAUAUGAAAACUGGAGACCCAAUCAGCCAGAUAAUUACUUCAGCACCGGAGAAGACUGUGUUGUAAUGAUAUUGCAUGAGGAUGGCCAGUGGAACGAUGUACCCUGCAACUAUCAUCUUCCUUUUACUUGCAAGAGUGGACCUGUCACGUGUUCAUCACCUCCUGAAGUGAAGAAUGCCAGGAUGUUAGGCAACAGCAAAGAUCGCUACCCUGUUAAUUCUUCAAUUCGAUACCAGUGUGACAGUGGAUUCACACAGCGCCACCUUUCAGUGGUACGUUGCUUACCUGACGGGCAGUGGGAGGAGCCAAAAGUGGAAUGCAUAGGAGGUGAAACAAACAACAGGCUACGGAAAAGAUCCCUCAAGACACAUCCCAAAGCAGUCAAUAGUCGAACGUGGAGGAAAGUCCUCUAAACAAGACAAAAAAAAAACACACCUAAAAACAUUCAGAGGACUGUUAUUAAUAAAGAUCAUCUCAAAGACAAGGGAAUAACUUAUGUAAUGACAAACUUUACUUAGUCCAUCUGGCUGAUUGGUUUACAAGUGCUACUCAGAGCUCUGUUUUGGGGAAAAUAAAGAUUUUAUUCCUCCCAUUUAUGUAACUUCUGGGCCACGGGAUGAUAAUCUAAUCUAAAAAGAAUAGACUUAAUUUCACAGAGCCCCCCUUGAGUUUUGACUUUAAUUAUUACAUAAUCACUGCUUAGUGCCUAAUAUUACAAGCAAAGCACAGAAUUUACUUUACCAUUAGUGCAAGUCUUGAAAGGUUUGCUCCAGGCCACAAGUUAACACUAAUGUGUGAAUGUUUCCCACUUUCUCUCUAACAAUUUGCACAAUCCAAAACUGUGAUGUGGCCAUGUAUGUUCAGAAGGGAAGACUACUACUUAGUGAAUAUGGCUAAGUAGUACUGCCUACAAUUAAAAAAUAAAAUAAAUAAAAUAAGUGAAAGAGUAGGCAUUGACAUGACCAUCACAUGACUUAUAUACUCUGCAUAUGAGCGACGGUGACAAAAUUUGCAUACUCUGCACAGUAUACAUUAUACAGCAAUAGUACAGGUAGUGUAGAAUUAUGCAGAAUAAACAUAGUCUCUACAAUCCCCAAUAUUGCCCCUUCAUACUUAACAAUAACUGAUGACUGGAAAAUGCAUUUUUGAAUAUGUAGAAACACAAUACCAGUAUUGGGGCAUUUUUUAGAGUUUAGUUUUGUCACAUACUGUUUGCAUUUGAAUGUAAGUGUUUGUAUCGAGCUCCGUAAUUACCUUAGCUUAACUUUUAGGUUCAUGCAUUUACAUGUGGCAACAUUGGCCUUGCAUUCCUUUUUAUUUUAUUCAAUUUAAAAGGAGGACACAGGGGGUUGUGGGCAAUAUUAACCCAAACAGCACAGAAGAACUUUGGAAAUCUGCCAGAAAUAGUGUACCAUCCUGGCACCUUUGGCAUACUAUUUUCAACAUAUUAUGAUGGCAAAAAGAAAAAAAAAUCCUAUUUAGGGCAGACGGUGUGCGAAGUGAACAUCUGUGCAUUAGAUAGCACAAAGGUUAUACUGUCUGUGUACCUCUGGGCAACAAUAAAAACAAGACAAAAGGCUUUAAUGACCACAGCUGGACACAAUUACAUUUAAGUACAUUAGUAUUUCAAAUUCUUUAAUUAAGAUGUGUCUUUUUAUGUAUAUUGUUGUUUGUUGUAGUUUAAAUGUCUAGUUGUAUUUCUGUGAAACUGUGAAAGAUACAUUCCCCAGCUUUUCGCUUCUGAUUCUAGGUCAGCUUGCAAUAGUAUACAAAUGUUUACUCCGAUUAGAAAGAUUUAUUAAUUCAUUAGCUCAUAUGAUUCGGCUUGGCCUACAAAACAGAUUUAACCUCUAAUAUUGCCUUAUAGAGACAAACAUACAUUUUCAAAAAAGACAGUAUUACAAGAUGAAUUUUUUUUAAUGGCCUAAAAGUGUUUAAAAAUCCAUAGUAAUAGCCAACACACAAAGUGUGUGCCACAAUGUUGAUGGAAAGAGUCAAUCGUUUCCAGUAGAGCAAUUUCUCAUUAAUUUUGCACUCUGUCACUGUCAGCCCUUCGCUGAGCUCAUAUCUGUCUUAGUACCCCUAAAAUAAACAGACUAAAUGUG
Carassius auratus (goldfish) is the source of this 6016-nucleotide messenger RNA. RefSeq names its product aggrecan b (gene acanb). Gene Ontology annotation, cellular component: perineuronal net; synapse. The record is from RefSeq and is a predicted model, not a curated record. The transcript is spliced from 17 exons. The coding region runs from base 161 to 4324 and encodes 1387 amino acids. Gene Ontology annotation, biological process: glial cell differentiation; cell adhesion; skeletal system development. NCBI's taxonomy places the organism in Eukaryota, Metazoa, Chordata, Actinopteri, Cypriniformes, Cyprinidae. Gene Ontology annotation, molecular function: hyaluronic acid binding.